AAGGAAAGCGGGACCCACGCUCUGCCGGCACGUGCGGGAAGGCAAGGGAAGCGCUUGAGCUGCCGCGGCGAUGGCGGCUUUGUUCGUGGAGGGUUUGCUGGCGCGCGCCGAAGAGCGCGAGGCCGAGACCCAGCGGAGCGUGACGGUGCACAAGGAGCUGGACUUGGAGUUCGACGUGGGGAACUUGCUGGCGGUGGACAAGAACCCUGCGCCGCGCGCCGUGGCGCGAGAAGGAGGAGCCGCCGCCGCCGCCUCCUCCCCCCAGCGCGAGGCCCUCCUGCGCGCCUUGGCCCGCGACAACGUGCAGCUGCUGGUGGGCCAGCUGUGGGCGCUGCCGUCGGAGCGAGCCGGGGGCCUGGCCGGGCCGGUGGUGGCGCGGCUGCCGGAGCCUUCGACCCGCUUGCCCAGGGAGAAGCCGCUGCCCAAGGCCCGGCCGCUCACCAAGUGGGAGCAGUUCGCCAGGCUCAAAGGCAUCCGCCCGACGCGGAAGAAGCGCGGCACUUUGGUCUGGGACGAGGCGGCCAAGGAGUGGCGGCGGCGCUGGGGCUACCAGCGGGCCGGCGGAGACCCUUCCCGCGACUGGCUGCUGGAGGUGCCGGACUCGGCCGACCCGCUCGAGGACCAGUUCGCCAAGCGGCGCCAGGAGAAGCGCGAGAAGGUGGCGCGCAACGAGCUCAACCGCCUGCGCAACCUUGCGCGCGCCCACCGGGGCGGCGCGGCCGCGGAGCUGCACCCCACCGGCCACCAGGACCGAGCCGAGCUGGGCCGCGUCACCGCCCUGGCCCGCGUCUCCACCGCUUCCCGCGGCCGCUUCCAGCCGCGCCUUCCGAAGGAGCCCCCGGCGCCUCAGAGCGCCUCCCGCGGAAAGAAGCGCCGCUUCGCGCCGCUGCUCGGAGAUCUCGAAGGGGAGAAGAAGCGGCAGCUGGAACUGGUCCGGAGCCUGAGCAGCAAGAAGUCGCCCCUGGACCUGACCCGCGCCGUCAACAAGCAGCUGCGCGAGGAGGAGGCCCAGGCUGCCGGAGCCAAGGGCAAGAAGCGGGAGCAGCGCGGCAAGAGGGCUCGACGGCAGCAACAGAGACCCGGCGGUGGGGCCAAGGGCAAGAAAAGCGGAGGGGCAGCCCGAAGAGGAGGGGGCCAGGCCAGGCCCGGAGGCAUCGGUGGCAAGAGGAAAAGGAAAUGAGCCUUACCGGGAUAGGAUGGGAGUCUGGGUUAAGUAAGGGCAGGAGCAGCGCUACCCGGUUACAUGAGCUCCAGAAACGGAGUGUUUCCCCCAGAAUCACCCGCCCCACCACGAACUGUUGCUGCUUGAUAAGCAAAGGUGGCCUUGACUGUCUGAGACUUUUUCCUCCAGUUCGACAGUGGCCUUGACUUUGUGGGGCUACAUAAAAAGGGGAAAAUUUUACUUCUCUAAAAUAAACUGAAUAAUUGCCCUGACUGAAGUAGAGUUGCAAGUGUUGCUGAUAAGGCUGAUGACUGUGAGGGGAACUUUUCACCUGGCAAAAGUGAAAAGGAGUAAUGUGUUUUUCUAAGACAUAAAACAUAAUCAUUUGAUAGCAGUAUUUGUGUGAAUCCUUGCAUAAGAAGCAUUGUAAGGCUCUGAUGAAGCAUAUAAUUAAAAAUGGAAUUUCCGUAAUGUUCAUUUUUUAGACUUCACUGUAAUUUAGUCAUAAAAUGUCCAGAGAAUCCUGACAAGGGUUUGUGGAGCUGGAAUAUUUAGAGGGCUCUAUUGCAUACAAAAUAAAUUACUUCUAUUCUUCA
Elgaria multicarinata webbii is the source of this 1758-nucleotide messenger RNA. It is a transcript of the gene RRS1, whose product is annotated as ribosome biogenesis regulator 1 homolog. The record is from RefSeq and is a predicted model, not a curated record. Gene Ontology annotation, biological process: ribosomal large subunit biogenesis; ribosome biogenesis; endonucleolytic cleavage in ITS1 to separate SSU-rRNA from 5.8S rRNA and LSU-rRNA from tricistronic rRNA transcript (SSU-rRNA, 5.8S rRNA, LSU-rRNA). Gene Ontology annotation, cellular component: nucleus; preribosome, large subunit precursor; nucleolus. Gene Ontology annotation, molecular function: protein binding. Bases 71 to 1180 code for a protein of 369 amino acids. The transcript has a single exon. Lineage: Eukaryota; Metazoa; Chordata; Lepidosauria; Squamata; Anguidae.